UUAACAAUUCAACCUUCUAAUUAUAUCAGCUAAAAUGAGCUAAGUAUUUUGCUAAACACCCUACUGUCUUUAUACUCUGUCCUUUUAUUUUAGUUUCAUACUCUUCACAGUUUUUCUCCUUUUCCCGACUUCCUCUCUUCCUCAGUUUUUCCAGGAUGAACUUCUUCAAAUCGGUCUUCGCAGAUGAAGACCUAGAACCAGAUCAAUCAUCUCCAAUCUCAAAUCCACAAUCAUCCUCCGAACCUGAAUCCGAACCCCAACCUCAAUCUCCCGUUCAUGAAGAUCAAUCAACAACACCCACAUGGGGUUUCGUCGGCGGUUUAAUUAAAACUUUUGCGACCAAAUCAGAAUCAGUCCUCGAAACUUACCGUCGUGAUUUGCAAGAAUUCAGUACUGGUCUUAAAAAAGAAACCCAAGUUCUCAAAGAAGUUGCUAGUUCUUCUCUUGAAGUGGGUGCUUCUCGUGCUCAAGAAUCGCUUGAAUCUGUUGGUCAAGCUAUUGAUUCUCUUGGAUCUGUUGUUUCCCAGAUAAUUAUUCAAGGUAAAGAAUCUGAUCUUGAUACUCCUGAGUUUAAUUCGAAUGCGAAUGUUAAUUUGAAUGUUGGGAAUUCGCCUGGGAGAAAGUAUAGUAGAUUUGAUGCGCAGUUAAGAGCGAUUCAAUGUGAUGUGAAUACCUAUGUCGAGGAAUUUGAUGAUGUGGGUGAUUUUGAGAAGUGGAAAUUAGGGUUUAAUUUGGAGGAGAAGAGGGAAGAGAUUGAUAAUUUGAUGAAAGAGAAUGGAACUAUGGAAGGGAUUUACAAAAGGGUAGUUCCAGAUGUUGUUGAACAUGAUGUUUUUUGGUUUAGGUAUUACUAUAGAGUUUAUAAAUUGGAACAAGCUGAGAGUUUUAGAGCUAAGUUAGUUGAAAGAGCUAAUGAAGAUGAGGAUUUGAGUUGGGAUGUUGAUGAUGAAGAUGAUGAUAAUAAUGUGAUUGAUAAGAAGAUGGUAAAAGAUGAUGAUACUAUUAUGGAUGACAAGAAGAUGGUGAAUGAUGAUGAUAAUAUUGUGAGCGACAAGAAGAUGGUGAAUGAUGAUGAUAAUGUAAAUGAUAAGAAAAUGAUGCAUGAUGAUGAGGAAGAUUCUAUGAGCCCGUCGAAGGAGAUUACACCAGAAGAGCCAAAUUCAGCAGGGAAUGAAGAUUUGAAGGAGAAGGGUGUUGUUGAGAAAGCACCUGCACCACCCUUAGUUGAAGAGAAGGCUCCUUCAGAAGGGAGUAAAGAUAGUGACAUUUCAGUGGUGUCGAGCCAACCAUCGUCUCGUGUUGAGGAGGAAGAUCUCGGUUGGGAUGAAAUUGAGGAUCUGGGAAGUGAUGAUGAUGUUGAUGAGAAAAAAGGGAAGCAAUUUGAGGGUAGUAGUUCUAGUCCUGGCAACAGGGAUGAAUUGCGAAAGCGAUUGAGUGUUGCAGAAGAGGAUGAAGAUUUGAGUUGGGAUAUUGAAGAUGAUGAUGAACCAAUCAAUAAGAGAUAAAAAUGGAAAGCAUCAUUAAGUGAUUUGAAGACUUAGGAAUCAUUAUUUUCCAGGUAACAAUGCUUAGAAUUGUACAACAUGGAAACAUCAAUUUAUGUGAUCACAUCCUCAUCGAGCAAUACAAGCUCCUCCUGCUCAAGUGUCCUGAAUCUCAAUGCUCAACAAUGCUGUCGGUGUAAUUCGAUCAAGGCAUCAUUUGUUUCUUUUUAUCUAUGCUUUUUUUAUUGCAUAUUCAUGAGCAAUAAAGGAUAACACAUGAUAUGCAUUAUGUAAAUGUCCAAAGUAGUCAGUAAUGCGUGUAAUAACUCUUUGGAGUGGCUAUUGAAUUUAUGUUAUUGUGCAUUUUACAGAACAGGUAUCAAAUAUAGAAAGGUUAUAGAUUCCCUUUUGAAAGAAGAAAGGUUUAUAAACAUUUGAAUGUCCUCCCACAGUAAUUUUAUGCAACAAUUCCCUUCUUAUAUCCUACGAUUAUUAAGGAUUAUAUGAUUGAAGACAAAAGUUGGUCGCCAACAGAAUGAGGUUGCCAGGUUACAUCUUUCUGAUUGGUCUGGUGUUGCUGAGUCUGUGGGUGAAAUUGUCUAAUGUAAAAGUGUAAAAUGACUAUUCAGCCUAUCAAAUGCUAGUAUUAUUGUGUCAUAAAAACACUUAUCUUUGUACAAGCUGAAUAUUUCUUUCUUGUAAACUUAUCAUAUAAGGGCCCAUUUAUCUAUUUACAUUACCCAUGAUUAAGAUUUAAGAAUUCCCAUAAAAAAUAAAAAAAAAAUAAAAAACUCCAUUCCCUUUUUUUUCUCUUAUUUUCAUUCCUAUCCAAAUAAUAAACUUAAAUGAUGAUUAAUACUCCUUCCAUCAAUUCAAUUGCCCAAAAA
Messenger RNA from Amaranthus tricolor (Joseph's coat), 2371 nucleotides. RefSeq lists its product as uncharacterized. The transcript has 2 exons. The coding region runs from base 156 to 1505 and encodes 449 amino acids. Lineage: Eukaryota; Viridiplantae; Streptophyta; Magnoliopsida; Caryophyllales; Amaranthaceae. The record is from RefSeq and is a predicted model, not a curated record. Gene Ontology annotation, cellular component: cytoplasm.